Indicator indicator is the source of this 1917-nucleotide messenger RNA. RefSeq names its product serine/threonine kinase like domain containing 1 (gene STKLD1). The record is from RefSeq and is a predicted model, not a curated record. Lineage: Eukaryota; Metazoa; Chordata; Aves; Piciformes; Indicatoridae. Gene Ontology annotation, molecular function: ATP binding; protein serine/threonine kinase activity. Gene Ontology annotation, biological process: protein phosphorylation. Bases 1 to 1914 code for a protein of 637 amino acids. The transcript has 19 exons.
AUGGAGAAAUAUGAGGUGCUGGAGCAGCUUCAGCCUGGGGCACUGGGCACUAUGCUGGUAGCUGCAUUGAAAACAGAAGAGGAUGUGGAGAAGAAAUAUGUAAUAAAGCAGGUUGAAUGCAUUGAAGAAAAGCAAGCAAAUGAGGCCUUGAAGGAGGCAAUAGAUCUGCUACAACUUCAGCAUUCAAACAUCUGUGCUUACAAGGAAUUGUUUGUGACCUGGGAUAAUGAGAUAUCAUCUGUCUUCCUUUGUCUGGUAAUGCAGCACUCAGGCCAAGGAGAUCUUUCAGCUGUAAUCAAGGAAAAAAGGCAGAAGUCAGAAAAAAUAACAGACAUGGUGGUUCUGAAGUUCCUGGGACAGAUGGUGGAUGCUCUGUUUUAUAUACACAAACAGAAUAUUUUCCACAGAAAUCUCAAGCCAUCAAACAUCCUUGUGACUGGUGAAGCAUCCUUCAUGCUUAGUGACUUCAGUACAGAAACACUUAUGAGAGAUGAGAUGAAAUGGAAGAGAAGAGUGGAAGAAAAUAAAAAGGCCUGGAUGGCACCAGAAACAUUUGUGUUUUCUUUUACUGAGAAGUCUGACAUCUGGUCCCUGGGUUGUGUUCUGCUUGACAUGAUGACCUGCUUUCUUCUGAAUGCAGAAGAGAUAACCUCCCUGCUGCAGGAUAUCAGAGAGGAUCCUGGCCACCUUGAGGGAGUUCUGACACUGCUGCAGGAUGGAGACAGCAGCUCUUUGCCUUUACUGCCAGUUUUAUGCACGAUGCUGCAGGUUGAGCCCAGCAUGAGACCCACAGCAGAGGAGCUGACUGAUGCCCCAUUUAUUAGGAAAUGUUUGGCUGUUGCUGAGGCCUCUGCAGUAAAACUGAAAAAGACUUUGCCUCCCACAAUAAUAGAUGUGCUCCUUGAGGGAGGAAUUGGAAGUGUUGUAGAAUUCAUGCAGACUUUCCAGGAUGUAGAAGCAGCACAGGCUAAAGCCAUCCAGCACCUUGCCAGCCUUGUGAGAGAUGAAAGUGCCUUGUCCUAUCUGCUGACACUGACAGAACUGAUCACUUGUGCUAUGAGGACUCAUCUAGAUUCUCUGCAGUUACAAGUAGAUGGCUGCAGUUUGCUGCUUGAAAUUCUUAGUCAAGCUCUGGAGCAGGAUGUGGUGGUACCCCUGGAUGAGAAUGUGAUCAGCUCUCUGGUAGAGACAAUGAGAAAACACUCUGAAAAUGAAGAGUUAAUUUCAUUGGCCUGCAGGUUGCUGAUGAUGAUUGCAACCAGUGAUAUUGCUGCGGAGAAUCUCUGGAAAGUUGGAGUCGUUCCAGACCUUCUGUCAACUGUAAGGAAAUUUCUUCCCAACCAAAAGAUUUGCCUCUCUUGCUGUGGAGUUCUCUGGAGCCUGGCUGUGAGUGAGAAUACAGACCAAAGACUACUGAAGAGAGCUGUCCCUGUGACCUCUGCAGUCCUGCAGGAGCACCUCCAGAGUGGGACAGUUGCUGAGUCUGCUUGCUCUGCCCUGUGGGCAUUGUCACUCCAAGGUUGCUUAAGUGAAGAUGAGUUUGAGCCCAUGACUGUGCUUCUGCUGGAUGCACUCAGGGAGCACCCAGGAAGAGCAGUGCUGGUGAAGAAUGUCUGCCUGGCCUUAGCAAGCCUUCUAAGGCUGUCUGAGACACCAGCUUGGAGACUGAUAACUGAUUCAGAAGGCAGUGGAAUAAACCUCCUUAAAGACACCUACCACCUUCACUUCCAUCAUCCACAAGUGGUGGAAAGUAUCUGCCUGCUGAUGAAUGAGAUGGUUCAGUAUGAUGAUGUUCUGCUGGAGAUGCUAUCCCUGAACAUGGAGGAACUGCUGUCUGACAUACAAAGCCACUUUGCUUCCAGCAGGGAGAUAAGGACCCUUGUGGAUGCAACGCUUCUGAAACUGCAGAAGUAAAGU